AUGGAUACAAAGGAACAAAAAACUCAUAGGCCGCGCCAAUCUGGCGCCAAGAAAGAUAAAAAAACAAAGAAACAGAAAAAAUUCGAAGAUAAAAACCCCAAAGCUUUUGCACCAGCAUCCGGAAGAAAAGCUGAUAAACUUGCAAGGCGUAAACAAGAAUUAAUCCAAAAGAAGCUCCAUGUUCCACUCGUAGAUCGAACUCCACUGGAACCACCUCCAGUUGUUGUUGCAGUAGUUGGACCACCUCAGACUGGUAAAUCGACGUUAAUAAAAUCCCUUGUGAAACGAUAUACUAAGCACAAUCUUACAGAGGUUAAGGGACCCAUCACAGUCAUUAGUGGCAAAAAAAGGAGGAUAACGUUUAUUGAAUGCGCCAAUGAUAUGAAUUGCAUGAUCGAUGUUGCCAAAAUAGCAGAUUUAGUAUUACUAUUGAUUGAUGCAAGUUUUGGAUUCGAAAUGGAAACUUUCGAAUUUUUAAAUAUACUGCAAGUUCAUGGUUUUCCAAAAAUCAUGGGGGUUCUUACACAUCUGGACAAAUUCAAAAAUAAUAAAACACUUAAAUCAACUAAAAAACGGUUAAAGCAUCGGUUUUGGACGGAGAUUUAUCAAGGUGCAAAGCUUUUUUAUCUUUCCGGAAUAAUAAAUGGUCGAUAUCCAAACCAAGAAAUUCAAAAUCUAUCAAGAUUUAUUUCUGUAAUGAAAUUUCGACCUUUAAUAUGGAGAAACACACAUCCAUAUUUAGUCGCUGAUCGUGUAGAGGACUUAACUGAUCCUGAGGAAGUCCGGCAGAAUCCAGUAUGUGAUCGUACAGUGACUUUGUAUGGAUAUUUACGUGGAACAAACAUGAAACCCAAUAUAAGGGUACAUAUCCCUGGUGCUGGCGAUCAAUAUUUGACGGAUAUUUCAAUUCUUCCUGAUCCAUGCCCAUUACCUGACAAAGCCCGAAAGAGCUUAAGCGAAAAGCAAAAGCUUAUUUAUGCCCCAAUGUCAGAUGUCGGUGGGAUUAUGUAUGACAAAGAUGCAGUAUAUAUCAACAUUCCGGGGAGUUUUACAAAGACAGAUGAUAACGAAGCAGAAUUUGAGAAGGGGCCAGGUGAAAGAAUGGUGAUCAGUUUGCAAGAUGCCUCAGACACACUUGCAUCUAAAUUACAAGAAGCAUCGCUUUCUAUUUUUGCAAAUUCUGUCCCUUUAAAAGCUUCUGAUUUGAAUGAAAAACUGUACGAAUCAACUGAAAAUAACAAAUUUGAACGUACACGACGAAGAGUAACAUUUAAUGAUGAAAACGAAGAGACUUACAUGAGUGAAGAAAAUUCUUCAAUAGAAAACGAUAAUGAAUUGGCAUUGAACAAGCAUGAUAUGGGAAAUUCAGAAGGCAAUAUCAGUAAAGAAAUUGCAUUUGUUGAAAGUGAUAGUGAUAUAAGUGCUGAGAAUGAUGAAGAGCUGGAUGAGAAUAGGCCUGACAUUGACGGAGCAUUAAGGUGGAAAUCCAAUUUAACAAAUAAGGCAGAAAAGAUGUUCAUUGCGAAUCGCAGAGUGAAUAUUAUGCAAUUAAUUUAUGGUGAGGAGGUACCUGAUGAAGUAGCAUGUAAUAGCCUUUCAAAUUCAACACAGGAUGCUAAGAGUAAAAAUUAUGAGUGCCCUCUUAAACACGAAGAAGAUUUCUUCAGAAUUGCAAAUGAUGAUACCGGAAAUGCCAAGAUAUUAGAGGCGAUUGAUUCUUCUAAAUCAUGCUUUGUUAUCGAAAGCCUUGAUGAAUGGGAUGAUGAAACUGUCCUUGAAUCUAUAAGAAACAGAUUUAUUACAGGAAGUCUUGAAGAUGAUAACUCCACUGGGUUGAAUAAUUCAGAUAACAAUGAGGAUGAUGAAGCAUGUGGUGAUUUUGAAGACCUUGAGACCGGUGAAAUUGUAAAAGUGAGGCAAUCAAAAAAAGUAGAAGAAGCAAAGGAAGAACUUGAACAAGAAACUCUUGCUCAAAAAAGGAUUUUACUAAAGAAAAAGUUUGAUGCAGAAUAUGAUAACAAAGAUGAUACGGCUAAAACCGAUUUUUAUGAUGAAUUGAAAGAAGAAAUUUCAAAACAAUUGCAGCUGAAUCGUGAAGAAUUUGAUGAUGAUGAUCCACAUACUAGAAUAAUGGUUGAGGGGUUUCGUCCAGGAACUUACGUUCGAAUUUUAUUAAAGGGAGUGCCUUGUGAGUUUGUCAAUUACUUUGACCCAGUGUACCCAGUAAUUGUUGGAGGGCUGCUGACUGCCGAGGAGAACUUGGGAUUUAUCCAGGUUCGCAUCAAACGUCACAGGUGGCAUAAAAAAAUCCUAAAGAAUAAGGAUCCGCUCAUAUUUUCUCUUGGUUGGAGACGUUUUCAAUCGAUACCCAUUUAUUCUUUAAAUGAUAAUACAAGAAACAGAAUGCUAAAAUAUACACCAGAACAUAUGCAUUGCAUAGCAACCAUAUAUGGACCUAUUCAUCCGCCAAACACUGGUUUUUGUGCGGUACAAUCUGUAUCAGAAGACAAUGUAGCAACAUUUCGUAUAAGUGCCACAGGAACGGUUCUUGACAUUAAUCAUUCAUUUGAAAUUGUUAAAAAAUUGAAACUGGUUGGUACACCUUACAAAAUAUUCAAAAAUACUGCUUUCAUAAAAGAUAUGUUUACUUCUGCAUUGGAAGUAGCGAAAUUCGAAGGUGCUGCAAUAAGGACUGUGUCUGGUAUUCGUGGACAAGUAAAAAAGCCAUUAUCUAAGCCAGAAGGACAUUUUAGAGCUACUUUUGAAGAUAAAAUUUUAAUGAGCGCUUGGUAUCCUGUUACACCAAAGAAAUUUUAUAACCCUGUAACGUCAUUGCUACUAUCGACAAAGACAAAAUGGCAAGGCAUGCGUUUGACUGGUGAAAUUCGAAAAGAUUUAGACAUUAAAACACCUAUUAAUCCCGAUUCUCAAUAUCGAAAAAUUGAACGGACAAGUCGUCGUUUCAAUCCGCUUCACAUUUCAAAGUCAUUACAAGCUGGAUUACCAUUUGCCUCUAAACCCAAAUUGUUGAAAAAACAAUCUAGGCAGACAUACAUACAAAGACGUGCCGUGGUUUUAGAACCACAAGAGAAAAAA
Dentiscutata erythropus is the source of this 3096-nucleotide messenger RNA. The record is from the annotation of a GenBank genome assembly. Lineage: Eukaryota; Fungi; Glomeromycota; Glomeromycetes; Diversisporales; Gigasporaceae.